AUGGCGACGGUGCAACUUCCCAUGACGAUGGAGGCGCUUGUCGGUGGCCUGGAGACAGAGCCAGGAAGCGAGCCGCACUUCUGCCCAGUCAAAGCUCUGCCCAUCAAGCGAACGCAUCGUGUGCGGACAUUGCCAGGCUUUCACCUGCUGUGCCUCGAUGCAGGCAAGGAGGCCAUGGCGCGAGGAAGCUACGAAGCCUUCGGGCAACGUUUCCACUGCGAAAGUCUCGAGUACCUGCACCAAGAUGACAAGGUCUUUAUAUGCCCACAGGACCAGAAGGCUUUUCUGAACCAGAUGUCCAUGCGGUAUCACCAAUACAUCAGGCAUGAGCUGCAGGAGCGCAAAGAGGAACGGAAGCGGCUUCGAGAGCGUGCUGAGGAGAGGAAAGCUAGAGCUGAUCGGCAUCGACAGCAACCCGACAGCCUGUCAGCAAGGGCAGUCGUUGCGGACCCGCCUCCCGCGGCUCCCGCGGCUCCUGCGGCUCCUGCGGCUCCUGUCCUUCCUGACCCAGGCUUGGAGCGUCCCAGUCUCGCGUCCGACGUUCCCGAAACGCCACCGCCAGUCAUCAACGAGGACUUCCCGGAGGUCAAGUUGCCAAAGCCGAGAAAUGAAGCAGAUCCAAGGCUGGCCUCCACGUUGACACCCCUUCCGGUCCAGACGCCAAUGACACCGGCGCCUUCGACGCAGAAGCCGCCCGUCGAUGACGACCUCUAUGGUGAUCUCGGGGGAGAGCAGGCGAAGAGACAGAAGACUGGCUCCGCCUAUGCCAGUGCGAUGACGGCGAUGAUGACUGGAGACUUUGAUGACGACGACUGCCCACAGGCACCACGACCCUUCGUGCCUUUCACAUUUCCUGGUGACGAAAUACCCUGCACAAUGCUGCUGAAACUGUUUGCCGCCUUUGCCACGGCUCAUGUUGCGGCUGCUUCCGAUGCCUCACUGGAGGAUGCCGCGCUGUCUCUCAUACAGGGGCAUGCGAGGAAGAUCGUCAAGACCAAGGGUUCGAAGCUUGCCACACAACUGUCGGCGACGGAUGCUUUGGCGGACUUUGAAGGUGGAGCAGGAUUGUCCUUGAUACAAGGCAACCAGUGCCGACUUAAUGUUGACGAGCACUGCGCAGCACCAGCUGGCGCUCGAAGAGUAAAGAAGGCCGCUGAUCCUGCCCUGUCUGCAGCGGUAGCUGAUGGUAUUGAGGAUGGUGUGGCUGCUCUAUCACUCUUUCAAGUGACCCGUGGGUCGUGGCGAAAGGGCGAUGAAUGCCACGGGUCGGUCAGAGACGUCGUGGCGGAUGAAGCGACGACAGACCAGGCUGCGGACUCCGCAGCGACAUCCUUAAUUCAGCAAGAACGGAGCAAAAUCAAAGUCCGGAGAGCCUCCGUGGAAGGCUGGGACUCGCCUUUGGGAGCUUUGGUCAAUGGAUGUCUGUGUUUGUUUUGGCAGGUUCCUGACUGA
This is a messenger RNA of Symbiodinium necroappetens, 1452 nucleotides long. Lineage: Eukaryota; Dinophyceae; Suessiales; Symbiodiniaceae. The record is from the annotation of a GenBank genome assembly.